Messenger RNA from Linum trigynum, 1945 nucleotides. The record is from the annotation of a GenBank genome assembly. Lineage: Eukaryota; Viridiplantae; Streptophyta; Magnoliopsida; Malpighiales; Linaceae.
CACUAAACGAAAAUAAGCUAACAAACUCGAAGUUUGCAUAUGACCACCAUAUCAUGUGCUUUAAACCAACUAUUAAUAUUAGGAAUCGCGAGAACAACUCUGAUAUCAUGUCAAAAACCAACUGCUUACAAUAACUUGAGUUUCUGGAAAAGAAACCAACUGCUCACAACAAUGUAUUUGUACGAGAGCCGUGCGUACAAGAGUGAUAUAGAUCCACAUAAUAAAUCUUUUAAUCGAAAAAUCGAAUUAUUAAAACCAAACCAUUCAUAACAUCAAAUCAAAAGAAACCAAAACAAAGGAAAUUUCCUUCACAUAAGUAUUCACCUAACUCAAUUAUUACCAUACUUUUUUAAUCAAAUGUCCAAAGUUAAAUUCUUACUGAGAGUGGAAGGGAGCAGACAAUAUGGUAUUAGAGAUAACUAGGUCUCUUUGAUCUUCUGUUUUGUUUCUUCCGUGAAAGUGGCAAACAAGACAUGUUCUUUCACAGUUAAAAAUGUUAAUUAAUCUAUCAUCUUUCUGUCGAUAAUUAAUCACGCUGUGUCCUCGGAGACGUGAAUGGCCCGGCCCACCAGCUGGGUAAUUAAAUAAAGAUAACCUCCUUUUUAAUAAUUAAAAUUUUACGGGCCGGGUCAGGAGCCCGAAAAGGGCCCAAUCCUCCAUUUUCCCCCACUAUAUAUAAUUACAUAGGAUGCCACUCUCCUCCUUCCUUCCUAACUCCCUUUCCUCAUUUUCUCUCUACCAGAAGCUCCAGUACACACCAUAACAAUGGCGUCCCUCUCUUCCCUUGCAGCUCUCUCUCUCCUCCUCUUCCUCUUCUGCACCGAUUCUGUUCGCUCUGCCACUACAACCUGCCCGCCUCAGAAAUUCAAGAACAACAAAAUCUUCGCCAAUUGCACAUCCCUCCCGGCGCUGUCCGCCGCCCUGCACUACACAUUCAACGCCGCCAAUUCCUCCCUCUCCGUCGCCUUCGUCGCCGCCGCUCCCGCCGCCGACGGAUGGGUCGGAUGGGGGAUCAACCCGAACGGCACCGGAAUGGCCGGCACCCAGGCCCUCAUUGCCCUCAAGGCCGGCGGCGGCGGCCUCGUCGUCAAGACAUUUAAUCUCGUCUCGUACGGCAGCAUCAAGGAGGAGAAGCUCUCGUUCGACGUCUGGGACCUCGCCGCCGAGUCCCUCAGCGGCGGGGCCACCGCGAUUUUCGCCUCGGCGAAGCUCCCGGCCGGCGCCGAUCAGGUGAACCACGUCUGGCAGGUCGGCGCGACGGUGACCAACGGUGUUCCCGCGAAGCACGAGUUUAGCCCGGCGAACCUAGCUGCGAAGGAGACGCUGCAGCUGGCCGGCGGCGCCGCUCCGGCGCCUUCCCCUGCUCCUGGUUCCACUCCCGGCGGCUCUGCUCCUGCUUCUGCUCCAGGCAAUGGCACUAGUGGUGGGUACAGGAUGAGGGAGAUUAAGUUGGGUUCUUACUUGGGGGUGUUUGUUCUUCUGGCUGGCUUGAUUGGUUUCUAGGAAAAAUUCCAAGCGAUUAGGCGGCGAGCCGUCUGGAUUCACGCCGUCCUUCACUCCUUUUACUUUCCCCUGUUCUUAAUUGCCAUCGCCGGCGUGCUUAGUUUGUAGUACGAUACGAGAAUGAUUAUUCGCCUAUAAUAUAAUGUCCAUCUGGGUAAAGCUUUUUGGUUUGGAGUUCACCAACAACGAUUAGCGCUCGACCAUCAAAUGUCGUCAAUAUAUAUGCCGAACGUUAGGUCUGCCGUCCGGUGCAAAUCCGUCCGCAAUCCCAACUUCCGUCGCCGUUUCGUUUCUCACCACCAGAACGAAGGAGGCGACGUCUGCGAGACUGCGACGACGGUGGGCCACCUCUGCUGCCAUUGCCAACAGGUUCCUUCAAGUAUCUGGCUUUUCUUUUCACAUGAGGGUUUCGCUGGGUGAAGAAGAAAAGUUAUCCCGUAAA